Molecule: messenger RNA, 4303 nt
Organism: Oncorhynchus kisutch (coho salmon)
Lineage: Eukaryota; Metazoa; Chordata; Actinopteri; Salmoniformes; Salmonidae
Product: thrombospondin-1
Exons: 22
Coding region: 216-3734 (1172 amino acids)
Biological process (GO): negative regulation of angiogenesis; cell adhesion
Cellular component (GO): extracellular region
Molecular function (GO): protein binding; calcium ion binding
Source: RefSeq, a predicted model, not a curated record
UUCUUAGCUUCAGAUACCAGAGAGAAGAUUUUGCCUGUCAAUUAAAGCAACACAAGAAACGUACUUUCUGCAUCUUAUAUCGGACUCCUUUCCAUUAAAAAUUAACAAGAAAUUGUUUUUAUCUUGUGGAUUAUUAUUGGAUUUCCAUUUCUAUUUGGAUUUGACUGUUUCUCUCUGCUGUUUUCAUUCAACAGGGAAAAAAACAGAGUUUGACCAUGAAGUUGACAGGAAUAUUUCUGCUGUUGAUGCUUUUGACCUGCGAGAGCGUUCGAGUUGCAGAGAACCGAGACGACAAUAGCGUGUACGACCUGUUCGAGCUGGUCCAAGUCUCCAAGAAGAACCACGGAGUGACCCUAGUGAAGGGCGACGACCCAUACAGUCCCGCCUACAAGAUCCUCAACCCGGACCUGAUCCCCGAGCUCCCCGAGAGCUCCUUCAGGGACCUCAUCGAUUCCAUCCACGCCGAGAGGGGCUUCCUCCUCCUGCUUAACUUCAAGCAGUUUAAGCGGACCAGGGGCUCCCUCUUGACCGUGGAGAAGCGGGACGGAUCAGGAGCCGUGUUCGAGAUUGUCUCGAAUGGAAAAGCGAACACCCUGGAUGUGGUUUUCUCCACCGUUAAUAAGCAACAGGUGGUCUCGAUAGAAGAUGUGGACUUGGCGACGGGCCACUGGAAGAAUAUUACGCUGUUCGUGCAGGAGGACCGGGCGCAGCUGUAUGUUGGCUGUGAGGAGGUGAACACGGCGGAACUGGACGCUCCCAUCCAGAGCAUCCUCACUCAGGAGACUCCCGCCACAGCGCGCCUCAGGAUCGGGAAGGGAGCGGUGAAGGACCGGUUCAUGGGGGUGCUCCAAAACGUGCGCUUUGUCUUUGGAACCACUUUGGACGCGAUUCUGCGCAACAAGGGAUGUCAAAACUCUGUUCUGACUGAUGAGAUCGUCCUUAUCGACGACACCAUCAAUGGGUCCAGCCCUGCCAUUAGGACGGACUACACUGGCCACAAAACUAAAGACCUGCAGAUGAUCUGUGGGUUCUCCUGUGAGGACCUGGCUGGCAUGUUCAAGGAAUUGAAGGGGCUGGGAGUGGUGGUGAAGGAGCUGUCCAAUGAGCUACGCAAAGUGACGGACGAGAACAAGUUUUUGAUGAACAGAGUUGGGAUCCACAGUGGAGUCUGUCUGCACAACGGCAUCGUCCACAAGAACAAGGCCGAGUGGACCGUCGACGACUGUACCGAGUGCACCUGUCAAAACUCUGCCACCGUGUGCCGUAAGAUCUCCUGCCCCCUGAUCCCGUGUGCCAACGCAACCGUGCCCGAUGGAGAGUGCUGCCCGCGCUGUGGAACACCGAGUGACUAUGCGGAGGACGGCUGGUCCCUGUGGUCUGAAUGGACGCACUGUUCCGUGUCUUGUGGGCGGGGAAUUCAGCAGAGAGGCCGCUCCUGCGACCGCAUCAACAACAACUGCGAGGGAACCUCGGUCCAAACCAGGGACUGCUACCUUCAGGAGUGUGACAAACGCUUCAAGCAGGACGGUGCCUGGAGCCACUGGUCCCCCUGGUCAUCCUGCUCGGUCACCUGUGGGGCUGGUGUCAUCACCCGUAUCCGCCUCUGUAACUCCCCCACACCCCAGCUGGAAGGCAAGGACUGCCAAGGAGAGGGAAGACAGACUGAGACGUGCACCAAGUCACCCUGCCCAAUCAACGGUAACUGGGGACCCUGGUCGCUAUGGGAUACCUGCUCUGCCACCUGUGGGGGAGGAGCUCAGACACGUAAACGUCUCUGCAACGACCCCGCCCCUAAAUAUGGUGGUAAGGAGUGCCAGGGUGACUCCAAGGCCACUCAGCAGUGCAACAAGAACGCCUGUCCCAUCGAUGGCUGUCUGUCCAACCCUUGCUUCCCUGGGACCAAGUGCACCAGCUUCCCUGAUGGAACAUGGAGGUGUGGAAAAUGCCCCUCUGCUUACUCUGGUGACGGCAUCAAGUGCAAGGACAUUGAUGAGUGCAAAGAGGUUCCUGACGCUUGCUUCGUGUUCAACGGAGUCCACCGCUGUGAGAACACUGACCCUGGUUACAACUGUCUGCCCUGUCCUGCACGCUACUCUGGACCUCAGCCCUUCGGCAGGGGAGUGGAGGAGGCCACCGCCAGGAAACAGGUGUGUACACCACGUAACCCCUGCCUGGAUGGGAGCCACGACUGCAACAAGAACGCCCGCUGUAACUACCUGGGACAAUUUGCCGACCCCAUGUACCGCUGUGAGUGUAAGCCUGGCUAUGCUGGAAAUGGACACAUCUGUGGUGAGGACACAGACCUGGACGGAUGGCCCAACCAAGACCUGGUCUGUGUGGAGAACGCCACCUACCACUGCAAGAAGGACAACUGCCCCAACCUUCCCAACUCAGGCCAAGAAGACUACGACAAGGAUGGUGUUGGUGACGCUUGUGACAACGAUGAUGACAAUGAUGGUAUUGCUGACGACAGGGAUAACUGUCCAUUCGUGUACAACCCCAGGCAAUAUGACUAUGACAGAGAUGAUAUUGGAGAUCGUUGUGAUAACUGUCCUUACAACAGCAACCCUGACCAGACCGACACAGACAACAACGGGGAAGGAGACGCCUGCUCUGUGGACAUUGAUGGAGAUGGUAUUCUGAAUGAGAAAGACAACUGCCCGUACGUCUACAACGUGGACCAGAAAGACACUGACCUGGACGGUGUGGGAGACAUGUGUGACAACUGUCCUCUGGAACACAACCCUGACCAGGUUGACUCUGAUGACGACCGUGUGGGAGAUAAGUGUGACAGCAACCAGGACAUCGAUGAAGAUGGCCACCAGAACAACCUGGACAACUGCCCCUACAUCCCCAACGCUAACCAGGCCGACCACGACAAAGACGGAAAGGGAGACGCCUGCGACCACGAUGAUGACAAUGACGGGAUCCCAGACGAGAAAGAUAACUGCAGACUUGCCUUCAACCCUGACCAGAUUGACUCCGAUGGUGAUGGUCGAGGAGACGCUUGCAAAGAUGACUUUGACCAAGACAAUGUGCCUGACAUCUACGACGUGUGUCCGGAGAACUUUGACAUCAGCGAAACGGACUUCAGGAAGUUCCAGAUGGUUCCCCUGGACCCCAAGGGAACGUCCCAGAUCGACCCCAACUGGGUGGUCAGACAUCAGGGCAAAGAGCUGGUCCAGACCGUCAACUGUGACCCUGGCAUUGCUGUUGGUUUUGAUGAGUUCAACUCUGUGGACUUCAGUGGUACCUUCUUCAUCAACACAGAGCGAGAUGAUGACUACGCCGGCUUUGUGUUCGGCUACCAGUCCAGCUCCAGGUUCUACGUGGUGAUGUGGAAGCAGAUCACACAGACCUACUGGAACAACAAACCCACCAAGGCUCAGGGAUACUCAGGACUGUCCAUCAAGGUGGUCAACUCCACUACUGGACCUGGUGAGCACCUCAGGAACGCUCUCUGGCACACUGGUAACACCCCAGGACAGGUGAAGACUCUUUGGCACGACCCCAAGAACAUUGGCUGGAAAGACUUCACAGCCUACAGAUGGCACCUGAUCCACAGACCAAGAACAGGACACAUCAGAGUGGUCAUGUACGAGGGGAAGAAGAUCAUGGCUGAUUCUGGGAGCAUAUAUGACAAGACGUACGCAGGCGGAAGACUAGGCCUCUUUGUCUUCUCGCAAGAGAUGGUAUACUUCUCAGACCUCAAGUAUGAAUGCAGAGAUGCAUAAUUGCACGGAGCAAGAAGCUCUUGGAACAAUGCACCUUUCUGUAUAAAUAUGAACAAUAUGUAUUCAGAUGAAAAGUCCAGGGAUUGUUUUUUUUCUGCUCUUCUUACUUCUGCGGCACGCACACUGGUGGGACCGAGGGGUAGGGCCUGGUGUGGUCAGCCUCAGGUUAAAUUGACACUGGUUGGACAGAGAACCAUUUGCUUUGCCUGAACGGGAGACCGGCCAAUGUUACCAACCAACGUUACCAACCAACGACACCGACCGGCCGAUCUCUCUCUGAUCUUAAAGACCUCAUUCAGCUCUGCGCAGGAGAGGCUCCCCAUAGUCGACUAUGCACUUCCAAACCUUUACAUCUCUCUCUCUCUCUCUUUUUCUAUCCAUAUCUCUUUUUCUGGAAUGGACGUCCCAAAGAAAGACUAUGUGAUGUUCUGUUUAUAUUCUAUCCAUAUCUCUUUUUCUGGAAUGGACGUCCCAAAGAAAGACUAUGUGAUGUUCUGUUUAUAUUCUAUCCAUAUCUCUUUUUCUGGAAUGGACGUCCCAAAGAAAGACUAUGUGAUGUUCUGUUUAUA